Xenopus tropicalis (tropical clawed frog) is the source of this 3696-nucleotide messenger RNA. RefSeq names its product GRB2 associated binding protein 2 (gene gab2). NCBI's taxonomy places the organism in Eukaryota, Metazoa, Chordata, Amphibia, Anura, Pipidae. The transcript is spliced from 10 exons. The record is from RefSeq and is a predicted model, not a curated record. Gene Ontology annotation, biological process: cell surface receptor protein tyrosine kinase signaling pathway; signal transduction. Bases 448 to 2487 code for a protein of 679 amino acids.
ACUGCUCUGGGAGACAUACACACACACAGAGAGACAGUUUCCUGCUUCCCAAAGCGGCUGUGGCUGAGACAGGAGGGGACAGAGGGGACAGCAGGGACCGGGCAGCCCGGGAUGAAGGCGCAUCAUUCAGCACAGUGAGGGCACUGUAUGCUGGUACAGAGGGGGCACUGUACUGGCUGCCCCCCCCCUCACCCCCUGGGUGGCUCUGGGACACUGCAGGAGAGACCCCCCACCCAUGGUACUGUGAGUGCCCCCCUGAUGGUACUGAUGGUGCUCUAACUGCUGGGAAAGUCUGACCCCCCCAUGGAAAGUGAGUGACCCACCCCCGGUACCGAGACACCUUGGCUUGCGGUGCUGGUUCUGUUCCCAAUGCUGCCGGGCUAACAGGGCAAGGAGGAGUCGUGCCCGGACCCCAUAACCGCCUCCCGGUUAUCCGACCCCCCCAGGAUGAGCGGCGGAGAAGUGGUUUAUUGCGGCUGGCUCAGAAAAUCCCCCCCGGAGAAGAAGUUACGGAGAUAUGCAUGGAAGAAGCGCUGGUUCAUUCUCCGCAGCGGCCGGAUGAGCGGGGAUCCAGAUGUCUUAGAGUAUUAUAAAAAUGACCACGCGAAGAAGCCCAUCCGGGUCAUUAACCUCAGCUGCUGUGAACAAGUGGACGCCGGUCUGACGUUUAAUAAGAAGGAGCUGCAGGACAGCUAUAUCUUCGACAUAAAGACCAACGAUCGGACCUUCUACCUGGUGGCCGAAACGGAGGAGGAGAUGAACAAGUGGGUCCGGAGCAUAUGUCAGAUCUGCGGCUUUAACCAGUCGGAGGAGAAUGGAGAUUCCUUAAGGAAUAUUCAGUCUCUGAGGCACGGCCCCAGGUCUUCUCCGGCAGAGUUCAACAACUCCUCCCACCACCUUCUCAGGGAGAGAAAGACUUCGGCACCUUCCCAUUCCAGUCAGCCCACUUUGUUUACAUUCGAGUCUCCUUCUAACCACGCUCACCAGACGGCGCUAUCCACCAGCGCGCCUCAGGAUUACCUGUUCCUGCACCAAUGUAUGAGCCAAAAGUCCGAGACCAUGAGAAGUGCCAGUUUUUCCCAAGCCACAAGGUCCUCCUUUUUUAUGAGAAGCGACUCGGCCGUCCAGAAGUUGGUCCAGGGUUACGGUCACUGUUUGAACGGGAUCAGCGGACAAGUGCACGGCUUUUAUAGUUUACCCAAGCCGAGCAGACUUAGUUCUGAGCUUAGGGACAGUGCUUACGACCUGCCGAGAAGCUUUGGCUCUGACACACCAACCAAGUCAAGCCUUACAGGACUGGAGUCGGAAAGCGAGGAUGUUUACUGCUACAAAACUCCCAGCAAUGCUCUGUGUAAAGAGCUUAGGGAACUGUCAACGGAUUCCUAUGAUAUCCCUGGGACGCCGCUCUCUGUGUAUCAGAUCCCAAGAACUUUCACUUUAGACAAGAACCACAAUGCUCUGGGUCUUGCCUCCAAUGACUUCCAUUCCACACCCCCUCCCCGUCCCCCUAAACCAGGACAAGCAGAGACGAUUUGGGGUAGCCCACAGCCACAACAUCAUCAUAAUGGCGAUAACGUGGCAAUGGUCAAUCUUCCAAGGAGGAACACGUUACCAGCCGUGGAGAAUAAGCGCCAUCGAGCUUCCUCCGUUGAAGCCUAUGACUACCCCCAGCUUGGCGACUUCAGCACCGAUCAGUCUGUGGAGUCGGUACACGAUGGUUUCAACUCCUAUCUGCAAACCAAAUCCUCACUUGUACGGUCAGACAGCGCUGAUUCCGAAGACAACUACGUUCCCAUGAACCCCGGCUCCUCAUCUCAGUUUAACAUUGAGAAACUGAAUGACAAUGCUCAGAGCGCCUACCUCCCUAUGAGCCCUGGCCCUAACCAGUUUGACUUCCUGGGCUUUUCCUCCAACACACUUCCUGCCCGGAAAGGAAGCACCGCCUCCUUAUGUCCAAGGCCGAGUCGAGUGAGCGAUAUCCAGCCCCCACCUGUGAACCGGAACCUAAAGCCCGAUAGAAAAUCCAAGCCCACGCCACUGGAUCUGAGGGGUUCGGCAAUAAUCGAUGAGCUUCCUUUCAAAUCCCCAGUCACCAGGUCUUGGAGCCGACCGCCGCAUUCUAUGAAGUCCAGCUCAUCUCAGUGCUGCCGCCCAGUGUCUGCACAGAGUAUUACAAGCACCAGCUCAGGAGACAGUGAGGAGAAUUAUGUAGCCAUGCAAAACCCAGUAUCUGCAUCUCCGGGAACCAGCGGAACCAACAGUCCGGCUCAGAAGAAGAGCACGGGAAGCGUGGAUUAUCUGGCCCUCGAUUUCCACCCUGCGUCUCCCAGUCCUCACCGGAAGCCUUCCACUUCAUCCGCAGCAUCUGAUGAGAAGGUGGACUACGUCCAGGUGGACAAGGAGAAGACCCAAGCGUUACAGAACACCAUGCAGGAGUGGACCGAUGUGCGCCAGUCUUCAGAACCAGCCAAGAACACAAAGCAGUAGUGGGCCGUAACCACGCCAAGCUUCUGGACCAUACCAAGUGAUAGCCUCCUCUCUUACCAACCAUUCAUGGAAUGCUGCUCUGACUCUUGCAUGACUGUUGGGCCGCCUAAGGGUGCAUUGUGGGCUGUGCCUCGAGUUGCUGAGUGUAACUGUGAGCCUUUGGCACUGGAUAUAUAUAGGGGAUGUGAUUGCUGUAGAGUGACAUAACAGACCGGAGCCUCCAAUUGAAGGCCAAAGAACAGAAAGUAGAUUUCUCUGUAACGGCACACACAUAUAUACUGAUAGAACUAGGAAAAAGGCUGAUAGUAAAAGGUAAAAAAAGAUUAGACGUUUGAUCCUGCCAUGUUUUCCAUAGUGCUCAGCUGUGAUUUGGUGAGUGCCUAUAUCUGUUCUGGUUCCCAAUAGAUUUACUGCCUAUAAAGUGCAUUAAUAUUCUGGCCUUGUGGCCAGUACAAUGAUACUGUUCCCUUGGGUUAAGGUUUGUGGGGGCUACAUUACCGUUCUUAACCCAAACUGUUGGAAGGGCAUGCUGGGAAUUGUAGUUAAACCACAGCUAGUUCAUCAACAAUUAUCUAUCCCAUGUGUCAUAUAUUUGUUGAACUGCAACCCUCAUUACUUUUAGCCUACCCUGAGGAUGGAGGGAGGAUUACUGGUCCCCAUUGCUGGUUUAGAUGCAGGGAAUGAUAUUAUCCCAGUUUUAUCCUCUGUCUUUAAAGCUCCCACACUAAGGGGAGGAAACUAGUAUUAAAUAUAUCAGGAAAAUGAGCUUUAAGCGCAUUGAAAGGUUCCCACACUGAAGAAGGACAUGUCCAUUAUACUGGCCGUUGCCUUUAUAAUAAUGUGUAAAGUGAGUUUGUCUCUUUUAUAAAGUUUUAACCUGUUUUUUAACGAGGAAGAAAAAAUAUUUUUGGGCCCACAUUCCCUUGGAAGAAUGAAAGUGGGUUCAGCAGCACACAGGCCAUUUCUAAGAUAUAUUCGCUUUUAUUAUUGGGUGACAAUUUGCCACUGAGGGUGAAACACCCAUCGUUAAACCGUAAUUAGUAGCGUGGUGUCAGCUCCGCCCCCGCACAGUUUUAUAGUUACAGGCAGGGAUAUUGGAUGGGAAGAGGUUAACGGAGCUGGGAGAGCUGGUCUGGCAGGUACAACCACGCGUUUCAUUCGCUGUCAUUGUCAGCUUUCAGUCACUGAACAAUGGAGCCUCGCUGCUGC